Molecule: messenger RNA, 3463 nt
Organism: Diospyros lotus (date-plum)
Lineage: Eukaryota; Viridiplantae; Streptophyta; Magnoliopsida; Ericales; Ebenaceae
Product: FT-interacting protein 3
Exons: 2
Coding region: 940-3384 (814 amino acids)
Source: RefSeq, a predicted model, not a curated record
AAUAACAUAAUCAUAAUUUUAGACUAAAUAGGAAUCAUCUAAAUAAAUUUUAAAGUUUAAUUUUUUUUUUAGAACAUUUAAUGCAAAUUUGGAAAUCUUUAAAGAAAUCAUGAUGAAUCUUUUUACAUCAUCAGACCGAACCACUUCAGGCUCUCUGCUACCUUCUCUUGAUCGGCUGAGGCUGUCACGAUUUCACCAACCUUCUCUCCCUCUCUUUGAAAGAGUCUCCUCUGUAAAAAAACAGUACGCAAAUGGGCUGACAACCCAUGUUCCCAGGUUUCUACAUUGCACUUACUUUGCCCGUUUGGUUGCUCAGAAAAUGUGCUCAAACUAAGCCAAGAAUUACCAGUUGCAGAAGCCUUCCAACAUUCUGCAAUAAAUACUCGAGAAUUACCUCUACUUCCAGUCAGUAUGUUUCUUGGGAAAAGGAACAUACGUUCUACGUAUAAGAACACAGCACCUUGCGACCUUCCUUCCAUGCCAUUCAUAUAUUUUUCCCGGGAAGAGAAAUAAAACUUGUAUUUUCAACGCCGCAACAACACAGUACCUACCAGUACUACUUCAUUUUUUUUUUCCUUUCUUUUCCUUGCAUUUUUCUCUGCCGUUCAGCAACCAAACGGAGGAAAAAUCCUACUUGUUUGGUUUUAUUGCUUGUGGUUAAUCAUUUCCAUGUUUUGGGUUUUUGCUGGUUUUCAUCCUUAGCGAGACAAAAUUACCAGAGAGGCGCCUCAUAUUCGCAGAUGGAUCUCUAGCCGUUGAAUCAUCGAGGUUCUUCUAACCCUUGCCUUCUUAUUGUCCUUCUGAUCAAAGUCUUUAAGCAAAUUCUGCGACAAGAAAAUCAUCUUCAGAAUAUUUUUCCGAUUGUAGACCCUUCGUUGAAUAUGGCUUUAAGCAAACGGCGUGGUUUCAUUGGUGUUGGUAAAAGAAUUGUGGGUUCUUAUGGUAUUGUGUAAAAAGAGCGUAGCAUGUUGCCGAGACUUCUUACUUUUUAAGGGUCGGGGAGGGUCAGGGUGUGAGUGUUGUACAAAUCAUUUCCUUUUGUUACAUUCAGCCUGCUUAGUAUCGACAAUUAAGAAAAUGCAGAGACCACCAUUACCUGACGAUUUUGCUCUGAAGGAGACCUCCCCCAAAAUUGCUGGGGCAGGGAUGAAUAUUGGUGAUAAGCUCACUUGCGCGUAUGAUCUAGUGGAGCAAAUGCAAUACCUUUACGUUCGCGUAGUGAAAGCAAAGGAUCUGCCCGGGAAGGAUGUAAGUGGAAGCUGUGAUCCAUAUGUUGAAGUGAAGCUCGGUAACUACAAGGGAGUUACCAAGCAUUUCGAGAAGAAGUCCAACCCAGAGUGGAAUCAUGUCUUUGCGUUCUCCCAGGAUAGAUUGCAAGCAUCGUUUCUUGAAGUGGUGGUGAAGGAUAAGGAUGUGGUUUUGGAUGAUUUCAUUGGCAGAAUUCAGUUUGAUCUCAGUGAAGUCCCAAAGCGCGUUCCACCAGAUAGCCCAUUGGCACCACAAUGGUACAGACUGGAGGACAGAAGAGGUGACAAGAUUAAGCAUGGGGAGAUUAUGCUUGCUGUUUGGAAGGGAACUCAAGCAGAUGAGGCUUUUCCUGAUGCUUGGCAUUCUGAUGCAGCAACAGUUAGCAGUGAUGGUGUUUCCAAGAUCCGGGGAAAGGUGUACCUAGCUCCUAAGCUUUGGUAUGUCCGAGUCAAUGUGAUUGAAUGCCAGGAUCUAGUACCUAGCGAUAAGGGAAGGCAUCCCGAUGCUGCUGUUCGAGUUGUGCUUGGAAAUCAAGCAUUGAGAACCAAAAUAAUAAAGGGUUUCAACCCAAUGUGGAAUGAGGAUCUUGUGCUUGUCACUGCCGAACCAUUUGAGGAGCCCUUGGUUAUAACUGUGGAAGACAGAGUAGCACAGAACAAAGAUGAGUUUUUGGGAAGGUGUGUGCUUCAGUUGCAGAACAUUUCCAGGAGGUUUGACAACAAAGCUGUGCCUGCCCGGUGGCAUAAUCUGGAGAAACACACGAUCAUUGAGGGAGAGAAGAAGGAAAUCAAAUUCGCAAGUAAGAUUCACCUAAGGAUCUGUUUAGAAGGUGGGUAUCAUGUUUUGGAUGAAUCAACACAUUACAGCAGUGAUCUCAGGCCGACUACCAGGCAAUUGUGGAAGUCCAGCAUCGGUCUUCUUGAACUGGGGAUCAUAAGCGCAAAAGGAUUGUCGGCAAUGAAGACUAGAGAAGGUCUAGCAACGACAGAUGCUUAUUGUGUGGCCAAGUAUGGACAGAAAUGGAUUCGAACAAGGACAAUCAUCAGCAAUACUGCUCCCAAAUGGAAUGAGCAGUAUACUUGGGAGGUUUUUGAUCCCUGCACUGUGAUCACAGUAGGAGUGUUUGACAAUGGUCACCUGCAGGGUGGGGGAAAGGAUUCUAGGAUUGGGAAGGUCAGGAUUCGCCUCUCCACGCUUGAAACUGAUCGAGUUUAUACACAUUCGUAUCCUCUUAUCGUUCUACAAACUUCAGGGGUGAAGAAAAUGGGCGAGAUUCAGUUAGCUGUGAGGUUCUCAUGCACUUCUUUUAUUAACAUGUUACACAAGUACACACAGCCAAUGUUGCCGAAAAUGCACUAUGUUCAUCCUUUGUCAAUAAUCCAGCUCGACAUGUUGAGACACCAUGCCACUCAGAUAGUCUCAAUGAGGCUGAGUCGAGCUGAGCCACCUCUAAAGAAAGAGGUUGUUGAGUACAUGCUCGAUGUAGGAUCGCAUAUAUGGAGUGUGAGGAGGAGCAAGGCUAAUUUUUUCAGGAUUAUGAAUGUAAUCGGCGGGUUUAUUGCAGUUGGGAAAUGGUUUCAUCAGGUCUGCCACUGGAAGAAUCCCAUCACAACCAUUCUAAUUCACAUCCUUUUCGUCAUUCUGGUCCUUUACCCUGAACUGAUGCUUCCCACAGCAUUCCUCUACCUCUUCUUCAUUGGGAUUUGGCGAUAUCGAUGGAAACCAAGGCAUCCUCCCCACAUGGACAUCCGACUGUCGCAUGCUGAUGCUAUUGGCCCUGAUGAACUGGAUGAAGAAUUCGAUACAUUUCCAACCACCAAGGGAAGUGACAUUGUUAGGAUGAGGUACGAUCGCCUGAGAAGCAUAGGAGGGAGGAUUCAAACUGUGCUCGGUGACUUGGCAACUCAGGGGGAGAGGUUUCAGUCCCUCCUGAACUGGAGAGAUCCCCGAGCAUCGGCUCUGUUCCUCACAUUCUGUUUCGUCAUCGCCAUAGUCCUGUACGUUACGCCGUUUCAGGUGGUGCUGCUUCUUGCUGGAUUUUAUGUGUUAAGGCAUCCAAAGCUCCGCCAAAAGCUUCCUUCAUUGCCUCUCAACUUCUUCAGGAGGUUACCUGCCAGAACAGACUGCUUGCUCUAGGUCUCUUCUAGCUUGGAUUCUGUUGCAGUGAACAAAUGAAUUCCAUCUAUAUAUAUAUAUAUAUAUAUCUAUUCAUCUU